GGCUACUCAUUCUUAGCAGUAACGUUUUGCACUUUUGCACACUACCCGUAGUCUUGAUGAUUGUGCCAAACAGCCAGUGCUUACAUGCUACGGAUACACGCGCGCAUACUCCAGGAAAAAAAAAGAAAAAAAGAAAUGAACAUGAUCUAGCAGAGAGAUGAACCCACCUAUGUCCCGAGCCGGUAGCUACUCACUAUUGCCUGAAACGAAAACUGAAAAACACCAACUCGCAGUGUCACGUUAGACUCGUCUGAGAAUGAUUCAGCGAGUUGUUAUGCGUUUGUGCUUGCUACUCAACUAGCUAGCUUGUUAGCUAGCCAGCCAACGCGUGCUACGACUGUCUAAGCUGAAACGCCGGGGUAACGUGAAUGGAACAUGCUGUUAAGUGGGUUAAGUCACCAACUUACUUACUGAGCAACAAAUAGAUAGUAUUGACAAUGAAGGUCGACAGAAGCAAGUUAAAGAAAACCCCCACAGAAGCUCCUGCAGACUGCAGGACACUUAUAGAGAAGCUCAAGGCAUGCAACGAUGAGCAACUGCUGGUCGAGCUGCAGCAUAUUAAAACCUGGAAUAUUGGCAAGUGUGAACUGUAUCACUGGGUGGACCUGCUGGACCGCUUUGAUGGCAUUCUGUGUGACGCGGGCCAGACGGUUGAGAGCAUGACAUGGCUGCUGGUGUGUGACCGUCCAGAGAACGGGCAGCUCAAAGCCCUGCUGUUAGCAGUGCUCAACUUCACUGCUCUGCUCAUUGAGUAUAGCUUCUCCAGGCAUCUGUACAGCUCCAUAGAGCACUUAACCACCUUGUUAGCGUCAUGUGACAUGCAGGUGGUCCUGUCUGUGCUGAACCUACUCUAUGUGUUCAGCAAGCGGUCCAACUACAUCACAAGACUAGGCUCUGACAAGAGGACUCCUCUACUGGCCCGUCUGCAACACCUGGCUGAGAGCUGGGGAGGAAAGGAGAAUGGCUUUGGUCUUGCUGAGUGCUGCAGAGAUCUGCCUAUGACAAAGUACCCUCCCAGUGCCACCACAUUGCACUUUGAGUUUUAUGCUGAACCAGGCCCUGAGGUCAAGGUAGAGAGGAAGCAGACAAGUAGUAACACACUACACUAUAUUCACAUCGAGCAGCUUGACAAGAUUUCAGAGAGCCCGUCUGAGAUCAUGGAGUCGCUGACAGUGAUGUACAACAUCCCUAAAGACAAGCAGACCCUGCUCUUCACACACAUUCGACUGGCCCAUGGCUUCUCCAAUCACAAGAAGAGGCUGCAGGCUGUGCAGGCCCGACUGCAUGCUAUCUCUAUACUGGUGUACUCAAAUGCACUCCAGGAGUCAGCCAACAGUAUUCUGUAUAAUGGCUUGAUAGAGGAGCUGGUUGAUGUACUUCAGAUUACAGACAAACAGCUUGUGGAUAUAAAGGCAGCAUCUUUGCGCACUUUAACUUCAAUUGUUCAUCUGGAGAGGACACCCAAGCUUUCCAACAUUAUCGACUGCACUGGCACUGCCUCUUACCAUGGUUUCUUACCUGUGUUGGUGCGCAACUGUAUACAAGCAAUGAUUGACCCUCUGAUGGAGCCCUACCCACACCAAUUUGCCACUGCGCUCUUCUCCUUCCUCUACCACCUAGCCAGCUAUGAUGCUGGAGGGGAGGCACUGGUCUCAUGUGGCAUGAUGGAAGCCCUGCUCAAAGUGAUCAAGUUCCUUGGUGACGAACAGGACCAGAUCACCUUUGUGACACGAGCAGUGCGGGUUGUAGACCUCAUCACCAACCUGGACAUGGCUGCCUUUCAGUCCCACAGCGGCCUUUCCAUCUUCAUCUGCCGACUAGAGCAUGAGGUGGACUUGUCGAGGAAAGAGUGCCCUUUUGUCAUAAAGCCAAAGAUCCAGAGGCCCAGUGCGGCUGUGGAGUCUGAGGACAUGGACACAGACAUGGACAUGUCAGAAGUUGCCAUGGAAAGCAGCCCUGGCCCAUCAACAUCUUCUGGUUCCAGACCAGAGGUGGACCACCGAGCACAGAGCAGCACUGCCAACCCACCACGUGCAGGUAUGCAGUGUAUCCCACAGAGGGCAGCUCUGUUGAAGUCAAUGCUUAACUUCUUGAAGAAAGCCAUCCAGGACCCUGCCUUUUCUGAUGGUAUCCGCCAUGUAAUGGAUGGGUCCUUGCCUACCUCACUCAAGCACAUCAUCAGUAAUGCAGAAUAUUAUGGCCCUUCGCUCUUCCUGUUAGCAACGGAGGUUGUGACGGUGUUUGUGUUCCAGGAGCCGUCCCUGCUCUCCUCCCUACAGGAUAACGGUCUCACUGAUGUCAUGCUGCAUGCCCUUCUCAUCAAAGACUGUUUCUCUCUGCAGGUUCCUGCUACCCGUGAGGUGUUGGGUUCCCUCCCUAAUGUGUUCAGUGCCCUGUGUCUGAAUGCAAGAGGCUUGCACUCCUUCGUUCAGUGCCAACCCUUUGAGCGCCUCUUCAAGGUGCUUUUGUCACCUGACUACCUGCCUGCCAUGCGACGGCGGCGCAGCUCUGACCCAUUGGGUGACACUGCGUCAAACUUGGGCAGUGCAGUGGAUGAGCUCAUGAGGCACCAACCCACUCUGAAGACUGAUGCCACCACUGCCAUCAUUAAGUUGCUGGAGGAAAUCUGCAACCUAGGCCGAGCCCCUGAGUAUAUAUGCCAGAAGCCGUCUAUCCAGAAGGCAGAUGGCACUGUGGCUGUGCCCCCAGCGCGCUCUAGCCACGCUGCUGAGGAGGCCUCAAGUGAAGAUGAGGAGGAGGAGGAGGCCCUCCACACGUUCAGCCAGCAGCAGGGGGAGCCAGAGAGCAACAGACAGUCAGUGCCACUUGAACUGGUGGUUGGCACUGAAGAGCGGAUACCCAUUCCACUAAUGGAUUAUAUUUUGAAUGUGAUGAAGUUUGUGGAGUCUAUACUGAGCAACAACACCACCGAUGACCACUGUCAGGAGUUUGUCAAUCAGAAGGGGCUGCUACCCCUAGUCUCUAUCCUGGGCCUGCCCAACUUGCCCAUAGACUUCCCUACCUCUGCUGCUUGCCAAGCUGUAGCUGGUGUCUGCAAGUCUAUACUGACCCUUUCUCAUGAGCCCAAGGUGCUCCAGGAGGGUCUUUGCCAGCUGGACAGUAUCCUGACUGCCCUGGAGCCUCUCCAUCGCCCUAUUGAGGUGCCCGGGGGAUCUGUCCUGCUCAGAGAGCUGGCCAAUGCUGGCCAUGUCACCGAUGCUACACUGUCAGCCCGUGCUACACCACUCCUACAUGCUCUUACCGCAGCGCAUGCCUACAUUCUGAUGUUUGUCCAUACAUGCAGGGUAGGACAGAGUGAGAUCAGGGCCAUCUCAGUCAACCAGUGGGGCUCCCAGUUGGGUCUCAGUGUCCUUAACAAGCUGAGCCAGCUCUACUGUUCUCUGGUGUGGGAGAGCACUGUGCUGCUGUCCCUUUGCACACCCAACAGUCUGCCUCCAGGUUGUGAGUUUGGCCAGGCUGACAUGCAGAAAUUGGUGCCCAAGGAGGAGAAGCCAUCUGGCAGUAAUGUAGCAGCCACAGCCUCUGGCUCCAGGAGAGCUGCUGAGUCUGAAGCAGUAUCUGUUGAUUCAUCAGCUGGGGGCCUGCUGGAGGGCAUGGGCCUAGACGGGGACAGUCUAGCCCCCAUGGAGACAGAUGAGCCCACUGCCACUGACCCUAAAGCCAAGUCCAAACUUACCCCAGCAAUGGCAACCCGCAUUAAACAGAUUAAGCCACUACUCUCUGCCUCAUCCCGCCUUGGCAGGGCUCUGGCUGAGCUUUUUGGCCUGCUGGUCAAAUUGUGUGUGGGCUCCCCAGUGCGCCAACGGCGCUCUCACCAUGCCACAAGCACAGGCACUACCCCCACGCCUGCUGCCAGGGCCACAGCCUCCUCCCUCACCAAGCUCCUCACCAAGGGUCUGAGUUGGCAGCCCCCACCCUACACACCCACCCCACGCUUUAGGCUGACUUUCUUCAUCUGCUCAGUUGGCUUCACAUCUCCCAUGCUGUUCGAUGAGAGGAAGUACCCAUACCAUCUCAUGCUGCAAAAGUUUUUCUGUUCAGGAGGACAUGAUGCCCUAUUUGAAACAUUUAAUUGGGCCCUGUCCAUGGGUGGUAAGGUGCCUGUGUCUGAGGGGCUGGAGCAUGCUGAUCUGCCAGAUGGCACAGGGGAGUUUCUGGAUGCCUGGCUAAUGCUGGUUGAGAAAAUGGUGAACCCUAGCACUGUGCUAGACUCCCCCCACUCACUGCCAGCUAAAGUGCCUGGAGUCACCCCCACCAUGCCCCAGUUCAGCGCACUGCGGUUCCUCAUUGUCACCCAGAAGGCGGCAUUCAACUGCAUCCGCAGCCUAUGGAACAGGAAGCCCCUAAAGGUGUAUGGUGGCAGGAUGGCUGAGUCCAUGUUGGCCAUCCUCUGCCACAUCCUGAGAGGGGAGCCUGUUAUCCAGGAGCGCUUGGCCAAGGAAAGGGAGGGCACGGUGCGUCCAGAGGAGGAGGGGGCCUCCACAGGGUCUGUGGCCCCCAGCGGAGCCCCUGGACCUGCCGCAACAGCUGGAGAGGGACCGCCAGUGGCAGGAACAGCUUCUGGAGGAUCAGCAGGAGGAUCUACUGAUGACUGUGCCACCACCGCUCCCCGUCGUGAGCCUCAGGUCAACCAGGCUCAGCUCACACAGGGAAGAGGCAGAGGGAGAGGGAGGCACCCACAGGUCCGCCAGCAACAGCUCCAGCAGCUGAUGGACAUGGGUUUCUCUAGAGAGCACGCAAUGGAAGCCCUGCUUAACACCAGUACCAUGGAGCAAGCCACAGAGUACCUGCUUACACACCCUCCUCCUCUUAGUGGAGCUGUCAGGGACCUUACAAUGUCUGAAGAGGACCAGAUGAUGAGGGCCAUUGCCAUGUCACUGGGGCAAGAGGUCAGCAUGGAGCAGCGCUCAGACUCACCUGAGGAGGCAGCUCGUCGACGUGAGGAAGAUGACAGGCGAGCCAGGGAGCGGGCAGAAGAGGAGGAGGCCCGCUGCUUGGAGCGCUUCAUGGAGGCUGAACCACUGGACCCCCAGGAGCUGCAUGCCUUCACUGACUCUAUGCUGCCUGGCUGUUUCCAUCUGUUGGAUGAGCUGCCUGAUACAGUCUAUCGGCUCUGUGACCUGCUGAUGACAGCAAUCAAGAGGAGCGGCCCAGAAUUCAGAGACCUCAUGCUUGGCCAAGUUGUCCACCAGGUGUGGGAUGCAGCAGAUGUACUGAUCAAAGCGGCUGUGCCCCUGACCACCAGUGACACAAAGACAGUGUCUGAGUGGACCAGACAGAUGGCCACACUGCCCCAGGCCUCUAAACUGGCAACUCGAAUUCUGCUGCUCACAUUGCUUUUUGAGGAGCUGAAACUGUUUUGUGCCAUAGUGGUGGAGAACAGUGGGAUUCUCGAUUUGCUGAUUAAGCUACUUGAGGUGGUGCAGCCCUGUUUGCAGGCUGCCAAAGAACAGAAGGAUAUCCAGACACCAAAAUGGAUUACCCCAGUACUGUUGAUCAUUGAUUUCUAUGAGAAGAUGGCAGUCUCCUCCAAGCGCAGAGCACAAAUGAACAAGUACCUACAGCCUAACGGUAAUAACUGGCGAUGGUUUGAUGACCGCUCAGGCCGCUGGUGCAGUUACAGUGCAUCCAACAAUAGUACCAUUGAUUCGGCGUGGAGGGCAGGGGAGAGCAGUGUCCGGUUCACAGCUGGACGCAGGAGAUACACUGUGCAGUUCAACACAAUGGUGCAGGUGAAUGAGGAGACAGGUAACAGGAGGCCAGUCAUGCUGACUGUCCAGAGAGUGCCUCGCAUACCAAAGCCUGCCAAGACUGGCAGCAUAACUGAUUCUGAGAGAGAGGAGGGAGACAGGAGCAAGGCAGAGGAGACACAGACUGACUCAGAUUCUGUGGCAGCAGUGGAGAUGGGCGCCCCAAAGGAUGAUUCUAGCCAGCUGAAGGAGACAUCUUCUGGCCCCUCAUCCUCCCUGGAGACUGACCACUCCCUGGGUUCUGAUAUUGUGGUGCAAGGCCUAACUGAGGACAUGACCACUGUUCUGAUCCGAGCCUGUGUCAGCAUGAUUAGUGUGCCAGUUGACCCAGACACCCUCCAUGCCACACUGCGUCUCUGUCUGCGCUUGACACGUACUCACCACUAUGCUAUGAUGUUUGCCGAGCUGAAGAGCACACGGAUGAUCCUAGGAUUGACGCAGGGCUCAGGCUUCAAUGGCUUCACCCCACUUGUUACCCUGCUGUUCAGACACAUCAUAGAGGAUCCAGCCACACUAAGGCACACCAUGGAGAAGGUGGUGAGGUCAGCAGUGACCAGUGGAGCAGGUAGCACCACCUCAGGUGUGGUGUCAGGAAGCCUUGGUUCCAGGGAGAUAAACUACAUUUUGCGUGUCCUUGGCCCUGCUGCCUGCCGUAACCCUGAUUGCUUUACUGAAACUGCCAACAGUUGUGUCCGCAUUGCUCUUCCUGCACCCCGUGGAGCUGGCACAGCCUCUGAUGAUGAGUUUGAGAACCUGCGAAUCAAGGGGCCUAAUGCUGUGCAGCUGGUGAAGACCACUCCUCUUAAACUGUCCCCUCUGCCCCCUAUCCCUGACACCAUCAAGGAGGUCAUCUAUGACAUGCUCAAUGCUCUUGCUGCCUACCAUGCACCUGAAGAGCCUGAGCGUCCAGAGGAACGUGCAGUGACAGUGCCCGGGGGUCAGGACCUGUGCCAGAUCCUACAGGAUGUUGGUGAUGAUGUUUACCAUCAGUACAGACUCACUCGGCAGGGCAGCGACUUUGACUCCCAGUCUGCCUUCCAUAUCAAUGCUCAAGUGUUCGCUGCUGAUGGAGGUGUGGCUGAGUCUUCCCAGUCUGGCACUCCACAAGGAGAGGCCUCAACACCUGAAGAAAUGCGGGAGGAAAAGAAGGAGCAGGAAGGAGAAAAGGGUGCCAGCUCAGAGGAGGCUAAAGCAGCUAAAGUAAAGGCUAGCAAACCUCUGAUGCCAACCUCCACCAUCCUAAGACUGCUGGCUGAGCUAGUGCGCUCAUAUGUAGGAAUUGCCACUCUGAUUGCCUCUUACUGUUACACUGCUGGACAGUCUGAGCUCAUUAAGGAGGAUUGCAGUGUUCUGGCUUUUGUGCUUGAUCACUUGCUGCCCCACACCCAGAAUUCAGAGGACAAGGACACCCCAGCUUUGGCACGCCUUUUCCUAGCCAGCCUGGCUGCUGCCGGCACAGGCACUGAUGCUCAGGUGGCACUGGUCAAUGAGGUGAAGGCUGCUCUCAGUAGGGCACUAGCAAUGGCAGAAGGUGCUGAAAAACAUGCCAGGCUUCAAGCAGUGAUGUGCAUCAUCAGCACCAUCAUGGAGUCGUGUCCUUCCACCUCAAGUUUCUACAGCACUGCAGCAGCCAAGACACAGCACAAUGGCAUGAAUAACAUCAUUCGCCUGUUUCUGAAAAAAGGCCUGGUCAACGACUUGGCCCGUGUGCCUCACAGCUUGGAUUUGUCCAGUCCCAACAUGGCCAACACAGUGAAUGCUGCCCUGAAGCCUCUGGAGACUCUGUCCCGUAUUGUAAACCAGCCCAGCAGUUUGUUCGGGGGCAAGGGAGGCUCGAGCAAAAACAAAGCUGAACAUGACACAGUGGGCACAGCCAGGGACAGCAACAGCAACACUCAGGACCAAGGUGAGUCUGGUGAGGCUGAGCCAGUGGAGGGCAGCCAUAGAGUGCAGGGCACAGACAGUGACCUGAUGGAUGGAGAGACAGAGGGAGACACAGUGGUCAUUGCUGGUCAGCCAGAGGUCCUCAGUACGCAGGCGAUGCAGGUAGAGAAUGAGUUAGUGGAUCUGAUUGAUGAGCUGCUGGAGAGAGAUGCUGGUACUGUCAACAGCACCAUUAUAGUGGGACGCAGCGGCGAGGAUGAAUCGCAGGAGGAUGUGUUGAUGGAUGAGGCUCCCUCCAAUAUUAGCCAGGCAUCCACUCUGCAGGCCAACCGGGAAGACUCUAUGAAUAUUCUGGAACCAGAAGAUGAGGAGCACACACAGGAGGAAGAUUCUAGUGGCAGCAAUGAUGACGAGGACAGCCAGGAUGAAGAGGAGGAGGAGGAGGAGGAAGAAGAGGAGGACCAGGAUGACGAAGAAGGAGAUGAGGAUGAUGAUGAUGAAGGUUCAGAGAUGGAGCUGGAUGAAGACUUUCCUGACAUCAAUGCUGCACCCCACAUCCGCUUCGAGAGGUUUGACAGAGAUGAUGACCUCAUCAUAGAGUUUGACAACAUGUUCUCCACCACUGCUGACAUCCCUCCCUCCCCAGGCAACAUCCCCAGCUCCCACCCACUGAUGGUGCGCCAUGCUGACCAUGGUUCUCUUACCCUGGGGGCAGCAGGCACCAGCAGCCGCCUGGCACAGGGCAUGGGUCGCAGCCAGCGAACGCUGCGACAGCUCACUGCCAAUACUGGACACACCAUCCACGUCCAUUACCCUGGCAACCGCCAGCCCAACCCCCCACUCAUCCUGCAGAGACUGUUGGGCCCAAGUGCUGCAGCAGACAUCUUACAGUUGUCCAGCUCUCUGCCUCUGCAGUCUCGGGGCCGCGCCCGCCUUUUGGUAGGGAAUGAAGAUGUGCACAUCAUUGCUCGCUCUGAUGAUGAGUUGUUGGAUGACUUCUUUCAUGAGCAGAGCAGCACUGGGGGACAAGCAGGCACCCUCUCUAGCAUUCCCACUGCUUUAACAAGAUGGACAGAUGAGUGUAAAGUGCUGGAUGCUGAGAGCAUGCAUGACUGUGUAGCAGUGGUGAAGGUACCCAUCCUGCAGCAUCUAGAGAGUCUGCGAGAUGAGGAGCUUGAAGAGCGCCGGGAGAAGAGGAGGAGACAACUGGCUGAGGAGGAGGAGGCUAAGCAGAAUGAGAGGAGGGCAUCUGGAGCAGAAGAGGCCAGGGAGCAGAGUCUGCAGGGUUCUGGAUUGGGAACAGUGAACGGUACAGAGAACACUGCAGAGGGUGAGCAGGCCCAGGGUAGCACUGUGUCAUGUCUGGACCCACCCAGAGUCUCGGAGGGCUUUCUCACUGCUCCCCCAUCAGGAGAGGUCACUCCUACCACCCCUGCUCCACACGAGCAAGCCCUAGUUUCCCUGGAGACCGCCAUCAGCCAGCAGGUCCACCAGCCAAUUGCUGAUCUGCUGCUGGCUGAGUCACAUGCCAACUCACUGGCCGCUCUGGCAGGGGCAGGUCUUCCACCCUUGUCUGCAGCAGAUAGGCCCAACAGUGAAGUGGAGGCAUCCCAGAUGGAAAUGUCCCCGGCGCCUACAAUCGGUGAGAGAGGAGGAGGAGGAGGAGGUGUUGGUGGUGGAGGAGGAGGAGCGUUGGAUGAAGUCAGGGAAGCCUCCCUAAGUCCUGACAUUGUGGAGACCUCAGAGCCUGCGGCAGUAGGUGUGUCACAGUUGGAGGGUUCACCCAUGGAUACCAGCAGCCCAGCCUCUGCCACACAGGAAGAAGCUGCCCCCAACCCUGUUCAGACAGCCCACCUGUCUCAGGAACUGUCUGGCAGUGGGGACAGUGGGUUGACGGACAGGCAGACAGAUGCAGAUACAGGCUCCACUUCUGUCUCAUCCCCCGGGGAGACGAUGCCAAGGAGUGACAGCGCUGACAGCCAGUCUCAGGCCAUCCAGGAAGAGCCGCUCCCAUCCACAAGUAAUGAGGAGGAGGACCCUCUGGCUGGUAUCAGUCUGCCAGAGGGUGUGGAUCCUUCCUUCCUGGCAGCUCUUCCUGAGGACAUUCGUCGAGAAGUGCUGCAGAAUCAGCUGGGCAUCAGGCCCCCCUCCCGCCCCCCUGCCGCCUCCACCCUACCCUCCACUACUGCACCUGUGCUUGGAGGACCAGGGGUUACAGAGGUUAGCCCUGAGUUCCUGGCAGCCCUCCCACCUGCCAUCCAGGAAGAGGUGCUGGCACAGCAACGGGCAGAGCAGCAGCGCAGGGAGCUAGCCCAGCAGCCUCCUCAGGGAGACACCCCCCUGGACCCAGUCACCUUCAUCCAGACCCUGCCCUCAGAGCUCCGACGUAGUGUCCUUGAGGACAUGGAGGACAGCGUGCUGGCUGUCAUGCCCCCAGACAUAGCUGCAGAAGCAGCCGCGCUGCGCAGAGAGCAGGAGGCCCGCCAGAGGCAGCUGAUGCAUGAGAGGCUGUUUGGUCAUAGCUCAUCUUCGGCCCUGUCAGCUAUACUGCGCUCACCGGCCUUCACCAGUCGGUUAGGGAGCAACCGCGGUGUCCAGUAUACGCGACUGGCCGUGCAGAGAGGAGGCACAUUUCAGAUGGGGGGAGGAACCAACCACAGCAGACCAUCCAGUUCCAGUGUGGACUCAUUGCUGCGUCUGCGUGGUCGACUGCUGCUGGACCAUGAAGCCUUGUCCUGCCUACUCGUGUUACUGUUUGUGGAUGAACCUAAGCUCAACACCAGCCGUUUGCACCGCGUCCUCAGGAACCUGUGUUACCACUCACAGACUCGAGGCUGGGUCAUCCGCAGCCUGCUGUCCAUCCUCCAACGCAGCAGUGAGAGUGAGGUGUGUGUGGAGACGUCACGCCUUGAAGAUUCGCGUGGCAAGAGGAGUACCCAAGGGGGCUGUGGAGGAAAAGGCUCAGCAGCCUCUUCCUCCCUCUCCUCUUCAUCCUCAUCCUCUUCUCUAGAGCUACUGAACAGAGUGGAAUCUCGCAGCUCCAGCCAGCUGUCCUGGCUCUCUGUUUCUAUGGACGCAGCCCUGGGCUGCCGGACGAACAUUUUCCAGAUCCAGCGAGCGUCGGGCAGGAAGCAUGCGGACCGACACUCAACUGGGGGGUCAACAGGACCCGGGGCACUAGGUGGAGGAGUGUCAGGGACUGCAGCAGGAGUCACAUGUGCUGGAGGUGGAGGUUCCACUGUUCACAUCCACCCACAGGCUGCUCCAGUGGUCUGUCGCCAUGUACUGGACACACUGAUUCAGCUAGCCAAGGUAUUCCCCAGCCACUUCACCCAGCAGCGUUGUAAGGAUCUGUCAUCGUCCUCCUCCGAUCUGGACUCUCGUCUGUGUUCAGGCUCCACCGGUGGAGGAGGUGGAGGUGGGGGCUCCAGGUCAGGGUCCCAGUCCAUGAACAACCCCAGCUCCAAUCCCCCCAACACACAAAACUCCCUAGGCUCGUGUGCCUCUACUCCCCAGUCCCUGGGAAUUUCUACCGACUUUUGGGACCUGCUGGUCAAGUUGGACAACAUGAAUGUGAGCCGCAAGGGCAAAGCCUCCAUGAAAACUGUGCCUCUUGGGGGCAGUGCAGAGGCUGAAGGUGCCCAGUUUAGCUUGGAGGCCUCCCCUCUUGGCCAGCUGAUGAACAUGCUGUCCCAUCCCGUAAUCCGACGUAGCUCCCUGCUCACUGAGAAGCUUCUGCGUUUGCUCUCUCUUAUAUCCAUUGCCCUGCCUGACAACAAGGCCACUGAGGUGCCAGCUGGACACCCUACUCAACAGGCUGCCAACCCCAGUACGGCUACCAGCUCAGGGGCUGCAGCCUCAGUCACGACCCAGGGUUCAGCAUUGGCAGGCUCUGCCCAGGCCACAACGGCAGGCUCUGGGGUCUCAGCAGGAGCUACAUCCCAGGGCUCAUCCUCAGGGACUGGCCUGGCAGGCUCCCAGACAUCAUCUUCUACAGCCGCCUCUGUUCCCACAUCCACUGGAACCACCUCCACAGGGAAGCAAAGAGGCACUGCUAGCAGUGUUGAGAGUGACAACAAGAUGGCUUCCACUGGACUUACUGAGAAGCAGUUACAACUCUCUGUUGAGGUGUUGACCUCUCACUCAUGUUCAGAGGAGGGUCUGGAAGAUGCAGCCAAUAUCCUGCUGCAGCUGUCCAGAGGAGACAGCGCGACCAGAGACACUGUGCUCAGACUGCUGCUCAGUGGAGCUAGACACCUUGGAUAUACUCUCUGCAAACAGAUCGGCACAUUAUUGGCUGAGCUUAGAGAGUACAACUUGGAGCAGCAGAGACGGGCACGGGCUGAUGCCCAGUCCCCAGAUGCCCCUCCUGAGGAUUCCUCCCUCUCAGCCAGGCUCAAGGGCAAGAUGACCAGCAGGUUUGAUGGGGCGGAGAGUGUGGUGAUUGUGGCUGCCCAGAAGCGCACACUCGGGGGACGUGAGUUGCAGCUGCCCUGCAUGAGCUCCCUAACCUCCAAGACAUCAACACAAAAGUUUUUCUUAAGAGUUCUUCAGGUCAUUAUCCAGCUCCGUGAGGACACACGUCGUGCCAACAAGAAAGCCAAACAGACAGGACGGUUAGGCUCCACGAGUCUGGGCUCAGCUAGCAGCAUCCAGGCUGCAGUGCGUCAGCUAGAGGCCGAGGCUGACGCCAUCAUCCAGAUGGUGAGAGAGGGCCAGCGAGCACGCCGGCUCCAACAGGCCCCCCCACCUACCACCUCCUCUGCCUCUGCCGCUGCCACUGCCGGAUCCUCCGUGGCGGUGCCCCAUGCCCCCGCUGGCGCUGCUCCCCCUGCCGGCACGGCUGACGCUGCCACGUCUGAGGUGCAGUCAGUGUCAGAAGCCCAGGCAGCCCAGAGAGAUGACUCUCCAAUGGAUGUGGACCAGCCAUCCCCUCUGGAGCCGGACCCUGCACCUCUGGAUGAGGAAGGAAACAGCCAACUGGAGAGUGAGGAGAGGCUUCCAGACCUCCCUCUGCUCAGUGAGCAGCUGCUACUGGAUGAGCUGUGGGACAUGCUCGGGGAGUGCCUAAAAGAGCUUGAGGAGUCCCAUGACCAGCACGCUGUACUGGUUCUCCAACCGGCUGUGGAGGCCUUCUUCCUAGUCCACGCCACAGAGCGGGAGAGCAAACCCCCGGUGAGAGACACCCGAGAGAGUCAGCUGUCCCACAUUAAAGAUGAGCCUCCGCCACUGUCCCCAGCACCCCUCACACCUGCCACACCCUCCUCUCUGGACCCAUUCUUUUCCAGGGAACCUUCCUCCAUGCACAUCUCCUCAAACCUGCCCCCCGACACCCAGAAGUUCCUCCGCUUUGCUGAAACUCACCGCACAGUGCUUAACCAGAUUCUGCGCCAGUCCACUACCCACCUGGCUGAUGGGCCCUUUGCAGUGCUGGUGGACUACAUCCGCAUCUUGGACUUUGAUGUCAAGAGGAAGUACUUCCGCCAAGAGCUGGAGCGGCUGGACGAAGGCCUGAGGAAGGAGGACAUGGCUGUACAUGUCAGGAGAGACCAUGUGUUUGAGGACUCCUACAGGGAGCUUCACCGCAAGAGCCCAGAGGACAUGAAGAAUAGGCUGUACAUUGUGUUCGAAGGGGAGGAAGGCCAGGAUGCAGGAGGGCUGCUGAGGGAAUGGUACAUGAUCAUCUCUCGGGAGAUGUUCAACCCCAUGUACGCCCUGUUCCGCACCUCACCGGGCGACCGCGUCACCUAUACCAUCAACCCCUCAUCUCACUGCAACCCCAACCAUCUCAGCUACUUCAAGUUUGUGGGCCGUGUGGUAGCCAAGGCAGUCUAUGACAACCGGCUGUUGGAGUGCUACUUUACCCGCAGCUUCUACAAGCACAUCCUGGGCAAGAGUGUCAGGUACACCGACAUGGAGAGUGAAGACUACCCGUUCUUCCAGGGCUUGGUGUACUUGUUGGAGAAUGAUGUGUCCACACUGGGCUAUGAGCUCACAUUCAGCACCGAGGUCCAGGAGUUUGGGGUGUGUGAAGUGAGGGACCUCAAGCCCAAUGGAGCCAAUAUCCUGGUCACAGAGGAAAACAAGAAGGAAUAUGUGCACCUGGUCUGCCAGAUGAAGAUGACAGGUGCGAUCCGGAAGCAGCUGGCAGCCUUCCUGGAGGGCUUCUACGAGAUCAUCCCAAAGAGGCUGAUCUCCAUCUUCACUGAGCAGGAGCUGGAGCUGCUCAUUUCUGGCCUGCCCACGAUUGACAUCGAUGACCUAAAGGCCAACACAGAAUAUCACAAAUACCAGUCCAGCUCUAUUCAGAUCCAGUGGUUCUGGAGGGCCUUACGUUCUUUUGACCAGGCAGACCGAGCCAAGUUCCUACAGUUUGUUACAGGCACAUCCAAGGUGCCUCUGCAGGGUUUUGCUGCUCUGGAGGGCAUGAACGGCAUCCAGAAGUUCCAGAUCCACCGUGAUGAUCGCUCCACUGACCGACUGCCGUCUGCUCAUACCUGCUUUAACCAGCUGGACCUCCCAGCCUAUGAGAGCUAUGAAAAGCUGAGACAUAUGCUGCUGUUGGCCAUUCAAGAAUGCUCAGAGGGAUUCGGACUGGCAUAAACAAUGAGACUCUUUACACACACAGACAUGCAUACAAACACUUGAUUUAGACUUGCCUACUCUUUACACAUUCAUACUGAUAACCCAUAAAUGCACGCACACACCACACAUGCACACAGUCCACAAUCACAGACAUUACUGGAUUACCUGUUGAAUGGCCUAGACUUACUGGUUUCUAAUCCAUAUAAAGAAACAGAUAAACCAGCAAGUGAAAUGAACUGAUUGACAUUGCCUACUACACACAGAGCCUCAUGUUGACACAACUGUGUCUCCCUUCCCAAUUUAAUGGCAAACGCGAGAGCGGAUUCAGAGGAUAAACAUGGACUAAUAUAAGAGACAUUUUCUCCAUUUAGUUUGAUUUCUCUGUACAAAAGGUUUGGGAGUUUAUUAUGUUUAAUCUUUUUUGUUCUUCUCUGGCUGUGUAAAAAGAAAAAAGAGAAGGUUGUGUGUGUGUGAACAGGAUGGUUAUAAAACCUUUGGGGAAAAAAUGUUGGUUGUUUCUUGUUGCAAAUUUGUGACCUCACAAGCCUUGAAGAUGGGGAACAUUUUUAUGGGGGGUUAAAGAUCAACUUGAGAAGUUUUGGAGAUAUUCACGAAAAUGCACUUUUCAAAAGUUUUGUGGCAUUUUUAAGGAAGGAUGGUACAAAAAUGAAGAGAACAACUGAAGGAGAUACAGACAUUAACCAUAAAUUCUAGAGUAUUUUUGGCUAUUAAAUCGCUGACCCAGCCUUGAGCCUUUGAAUCAGAGUGGAAUAACUACAUGAAUAAAUGCAUAUAAUUGA
This is a messenger RNA of Myripristis murdjan (pinecone soldierfish), 15040 nucleotides long. RefSeq names its product HECT, UBA and WWE domain containing E3 ubiquitin protein ligase 1 (gene huwe1). The transcript has 83 exons. Bases 438 to 14258 code for a protein of 4606 amino acids. Gene Ontology annotation, biological process: ubiquitin-dependent protein catabolic process; membrane fusion; base-excision repair. Gene Ontology annotation, cellular component: cytoplasm; Golgi membrane; nucleus. NCBI's taxonomy places the organism in Eukaryota, Metazoa, Chordata, Actinopteri, Holocentriformes, Holocentridae. The record is from RefSeq and is a predicted model, not a curated record. Gene Ontology annotation, molecular function: ubiquitin protein ligase activity; protein binding; zinc ion binding.